AUGCCCAUGGUGCCUGUUCUGCUCUGCCUAGGUUCCCUCCCCAAACCCACGCUCUGGGCCAUGCCAGGCGCUGUGAUCGCCCGGGGGAGUUCUGUGAGCAUCUGGUGUCAGGGGACGCUGGGGGCCCAGAAGUACCGUCUGUACAGAGAAGGAAGAUGGAAGACCUCGGAACUAUCAAUCUCACUCGACAAGGCCGAGUUCUUCAUCCCAUUCAUGACAAAAGAUGAUGCAGGCCGAUAUCACUGUUUCUAUCGCAGCCCCGCUGGCUUGUCACAGCAUAGUGAGCCCCUGGAGCUGGUGGUGACAGGAGUCUACAGCAAGCCCAGCCUCUCAGCCCUGCCCGGCCCUGUGGUGACCUCAGGAGGGAAUGUCACCCUCCAGUGUGGGUCACAGAGAAGAUUUGACCGGUUCAUUCUGACUAAGGAAGGAGGAGACAAGCCUGCCUGGACCCAGAACUCACAACUUCCCAACAGACAUUUCGAGGCCCUGUUCCCCGUGGGCCCCGUGUUUCCUGGGCACAACUGGGCAUUCAGAUGCUAUGGCUCUGACAGGAGAAAUCCCCAAGUGUGGUCCACACCCAGUGACACCCUGGAGCUCCUAGUCUCAGAAUCCCUGGAUCCCAGCGCACAACCCCCACCAGUCUCAUCCACAGGACCCUCUGGGAUCCCCACCCUCACCCUCAGCACCCAGCUCCCAAGAAGGAGAGUCCCUGGCUCUCUUCCAAGCAUCCUGAGUCCAGGCUCCUUGGAGUCUCUCAGUCCAUCUCAGUCCUCAUUCCAGACUCAGCACCACUGGUGUCCGGAGGCCAUGACUUCAAGAGCAGACAUCACUCACGCCCAAGGUCCAGGAAGGAACCUGAAUGUCCUGACCUGGGUCUUCGUGGCCUCCCUCCUGCUGCUCACACUCCUUGCCCUGCAAGUCAGAGGAGCCCAGGUCUGA
This is a messenger RNA of Octodon degus (degu), 939 nucleotides long. Its product is annotated as leukocyte immunoglobulin-like receptor subfamily A member 5. The record is from RefSeq and is a predicted model, not a curated record. Gene Ontology annotation, biological process: cytokine-mediated signaling pathway. Gene Ontology annotation, molecular function: inhibitory MHC class I receptor activity. The transcript is spliced from 6 exons. The coding region runs from base 1 to 939 and encodes 312 amino acids. NCBI's taxonomy places the organism in Eukaryota, Metazoa, Chordata, Mammalia, Rodentia, Octodontidae.